AUGGCUGUCAAUAUCCCACCGGAGCUGUGGCUCAAAAUCAUCUCAUAUCUUACAUACGAAGACGUUCACUUCCGGCUCAUCAAUGUCAACAAAUUCCUCCACCGGCUUAUCGGGGGUUUUACCAUCCACCGGCUUCCGCUAGCUUUAUGGGAGCAGGUGUUUACUCAUCUCGACUAUUUUACCCUUCUCAAUGUAGCUGCCAGCUGCAGAUUGUUCCGAGGAUGCGUCAAAUAUUCCAAAUCGAACGAAAUUAAGGCAGCUACUUUUCGAGAACAACUACUUCUUAAAAAUCCGCUGCCAUCAGACACCAAGUUCAAGCUUCAUCCAGCGUUCAAGUGCCUACGAAUAGGUGGCAGACCUUCUAGAGCGCUCCUACGAAUCAAUAUCCGCGAUCUAGAGAAUCCUGAUGUCGAAACUGCUUCCCUACGGAGUUUGGAUAUUGAUAACCACCCUAUUAUGUCAGAAAACAUUACAUCACCGCCAGUUCAAUUAUACGAACUUGACUAUGGCCCAUCCAAGACAUUCGGGGGCGGAGCGGGUACCUUUACACAUUCACAGCCAGCUACCGUAAGGGAUGUCUUUCUUGAUGCCCAGAGAGUCACUGAUGAUUUCUGUCGCGGGGCUUAUCUUACAGCAGUCAACACUGAAUAUGUGAAAUUCAACAAUAGCCAUACCUUCUCCGAGUAUGUGGCGCUUGACUGUCACAGAAUUGUCAAAGUUGUCGAAUAUGGGGCAAUAACACUCAAGAUUGAACUUGUGGCUGACUCGUUGCUUGAGACGGUGUAUAAUAACCGCUGGGAUGACGAGGAGGAGAACGAGCGAAAUGCAGAGUUACUACUGUUGAGUAUGAUUGGAGCGUAUCCUUACAAUCACGAAGUCUAG
Messenger RNA from Orbilia oligospora ATCC 24927, 882 nucleotides. RefSeq lists its product as uncharacterized. Gene Ontology annotation, molecular function: protein binding. The record is from RefSeq and is a predicted model, not a curated record. NCBI's taxonomy places the organism in Eukaryota, Fungi, Ascomycota, Orbiliomycetes, Orbiliales, Orbiliaceae. The transcript has a single exon. Bases 1 to 882 code for a protein of 293 amino acids.